Messenger RNA from Penicillium lagena, 876 nucleotides. Its product is annotated as class II aldolase/adducin family protein. The record is from RefSeq and is a predicted model, not a curated record. The coding region runs from base 1 to 876 and encodes 291 amino acids. The transcript is spliced from 4 exons. Lineage: Eukaryota; Fungi; Ascomycota; Eurotiomycetes; Eurotiales; Aspergillaceae. Gene Ontology annotation, cellular component: cytoskeleton. Gene Ontology annotation, molecular function: actin filament binding.
AUGGCUCCCCCAACCGCCACCGAAACUGUCGCCAAUACUGUGACAAUGCAGGCACCAGAGUCAUCGCAGGCUGCUGGUGUCGAGACGGCCAAGGUGAAAAUGCAGAUGCCGUCGUCACCCGUCUUUAAGGAUAAGAUGGAGGAGCGUGAGUUCCUCAAGGGCCGCCUGGCGGCCGCAUUUCGCAUCUUUGGGAAGUAUGGGUAUGAUGAGGGUGUUGCCGGGCAUAUUACCUUGCGUGACCCCGUGGAUCCAACUACUUUCUGGGUCAAUCCGUUUGGAACUGCUUUCUCUCAUAUCAAAGCCUCGGAUCUGAUCCAGGUAGACCACCACGGAAAGGUCAUCGACGGCGGUCCGAACCGGAUGCUCAACGCCGCGGCAUUUAUGAUCCACUCUGCAAUUCAUGCCGCACGCCCGGAUGUGCUGUGCGCCGCUCAUAGCCAUAGUAUCCAUGGACGGGCGUUCUGCUCGCUGGGACGGCCACUGGAUAUCAUAACUCAGGACGCCUGUGCGUUCUACAACGAUCACGUGGUGUACAAGCAGUUCAACGGCGUCGUCCUCGCCGAAGAAGAAGGCAAGAACAUCGCGGAAGUGCUAGGAAAUAAGAAAGCUGCCCUUCUGCAGAACCACGGCCUCCUUACUGUAGGGCGUUCAAUUGAGGAGACCGUAUUCUGGUUCGUCAGCCUGGAGAAAUGCUGCUAUGCGCAGCUGCUGGCCGAUGCGGCCGCCGCAGGCCGUGGUGGAGAGACGAUCAAAAUCAACGACGCCGAUGCUGCAUUUACUUACAAGACGGUCGGCACACACAAGGCUGGAUGGUUCAGUGCUAAACCGCUGUUUGAUGUGAUCCACCGAGAGACCAGCGGAGAGUACCUGCACUAA